UAGACAGUUGAGGGCAGUGCAGCUGCGAUAAACCAGAAAUGGCUUCCACCGGAGUUCUUCCCUUCAUUAGGGGGGUAGACCUCAGUGGAAAUGACUUCAAAGGUGGGUACUUCCCAGAGCAUGUCAAGUGUAUGAGCAGUCUGCGAUGGCUGAAACUGAACAGGACCGGACUGUGCUACCUCCCAGAGGAGCUGGCCUCUCUGCAGAAGCUGGAGCAUAUUUCAGUGAGUCACAACAGCCUGACUACUUUACAUGGAGAACUGUCCAGCUUACCGAACCUACGGGCGGUGGUAGCCAGAGCCAACAACCUGAAAAACUCUGGAGUCCCCGAUGAUAUCUUUCAGCUAGAUGACCUCUCUGUGCUGGACCUGAGUUUCAAUCAGCUGACAGAGAUCCCCAGGGACCUGGAGAACAGCAGGAACAUGCUGGUGCUGAAUCUGAGCCACAACAGCAUCGACUGCAUCCCCAACCAGCUGUUCAUCAACCUGACAGACCUGCUGUAUCUGGAUCUGAGUGACAACAAGCUGGACAGCCUGCCACCGCAGAUGAGACGCCUGGUUCACCUGCAGACACUCACACUGAACAACAACCCAUUGAUGCACGCCCAGUUGCGCCAGCUGCCAGCCAUGGUGGCAUUACAGACUCUCCACCUGAGGAACACCCAGAGGACCCAGAGCAACAUGCCCACCAGCUUGGAGGGUCUGACACAUUUAGCAGAUGUUGACCUGUCAUGUAACGACCUGACUCGGGUGCCAGAGUGCCUCUAUUCACUGGGCAGUUUGAAGAGACUCAACCUAAGCAGUAAUCAGAUUUCAGAACUGUCCCUCUGCAUUGACCAGUGGACUCAGCUGGAGACGCUUAACCUGAGCCGCAACCAGCUCACCUCAUUGCCCUCUGCAAUCUGUAAGCUGUCCAAACUGAAGAAGCUGUAUGUAAACUCCAACAAACUGGACUUUGAUGGGGUUCCACCAGGCGUGGGCAAACUGUCCAGCCUCACUGAGUUCAUGGCCGCUAACAACAACCUGGAACUCAUCCCAGAGGGACUAUGCAGGUGUGGCAAGCUGAAGAAGCUGGUGCUGAAUAAAAAUCGCCUGGUAACACUGCCUGAGGCCAUCCACUUCUUGACUGACUUAGAGAUGCUGGAUGUGCGGGAGAACCCCAACCUGGUGAUGCCUCCUAAACCAGCCGACACCGCAGCUGAGUGGUACAACAUCGACUUCUCCCUGCAGAACCAGCUCCGGCUGGCCGGGGCCUCGCCUGCUACUGUAGCCGCUGCUGGAGGAGGAGCCAGCCCACGAGAUCCCCUGGCGAGGAAGAUGAGGCUCCGGAGGAGGAAGGACUGUUCUCAGGAUGAUCAGGCAAAGCAGGUGCUGAAGGGCAUGAGUGAUGUCGCACACGACAAGAACAACUUGGAGGAGAACGGGGACUUGAAAUAUGCUGAUUUAAAGGUCCGGCGCUGGGACAAGAGUAUAGAGAAACCUCAACUGGACUACUCUGAGUUCUAUACGGAGGAUACAGGGCAGGUUCCAGGUGUAACAGUGUGGCAGAUAGAGAACUUUGUUCCAAUGCCAGUGGAUGAAACUUUCCAUGGCAAGUUCUAUGAGGCUGAUUGCUACAUCAUCCUCAAGACCUUCCUGGAUGACAACGGCGCAUUGAACUGGCAGAUCUUCUACUGGAUCGGCCAGGAGGCCACUCUGGACAAGAAGGCCGGCUCUGCCAUCCAUGCCGUCAACCUCAGAAAUUUCCUUGGCGCAGAGUGCAGGACAAUACGCGAGGAGAUGGGAGACGAGAGCGAGGAGUUCAGUGCUGUGUUUAACAAUGAGAUCUCCUACAUUGAGGGAGGAACAUCCAGCGGAUUCUACACUGUGGAGGACACAAACUAUCCUGUCAGGUUGUACAGAAUUUAUGGCAAGAAAAACAUCAGACUGGAGUCUGUACCAGUGAAGGCCUCGUCCCUAGACCCUCGGUAUGUCUUCUUGUUGGACACAGGGCCGGAGAUCUUUAUCUGGAGAGGAGCCAACGCUACUCUCAGCGGAACAACAAAAGCCAGGUUGUUUGCUGAAAAGAUCAAUAAAAAUGAGCGUAAGGGGAAGGCAGAGAUCGCAACCCUAAUGCAGAGCCAGGAGCCUCCGGGGUUCUGGGAGGUACUGGGAGGACAACCGGAGGAGAUCAAGAAACACGUACCAGAUGACUUCUCUCCUGUCAGACCUAAAUUAUACAAGGUGGGCUUGGGUCUGGGCUACCUGGAGCUGCCACAGAUUAACUACAAGCUAUCAGUCGAACACAAAGACCACAAGGUCAAACUGGACACGUUGCCCGAGAUGAGACUGGUGCAGUCUCUGCUGGACACAAAGUGCGUGUACAUCCUUGACUGCUGGUCUGACGUGUUCAUCUGGAUCGGGAGGAAGUCCCCACGCCUUGUCCGAGCUGCUGCCUUAAAAUUGGGUCAGGAGAUCUGCUCCAUGCUGCACCGGCCCAAACAUGCCUGCGUCACCCGCAACCUGGAGGGCACUGAGUGCCAGGUGUUUAAGUCCAAGUUUAAGAACUGGGAUGAUGUGUUGAAGGUGGACUACACCAGAGCAGCUGAGACUGUACAACAGAAGGACAACCUGCAGGGCAAGGUGAAGAAGGAUGCAGAGCAGAAAGACAAGAUGAAAGCUGACCUCACAGCCCUCUUCCUGCCCAGGCAGCCAGCCAUGCCCCUAACUGAGGCUGAACAAUUGAUGGAUGAGUGGAAUGAGGACCUGGAUGGCAUGGAAGGAUUUGUGUUGGAAGGAAAGAAGUUUGCUCGUCUGCCUGAGGAGGAGUUUGGGCACUUCCACACCCAGGACUGCUAUGUCUUCCUCUGCAGAUACUGGGUGCCUGUGGAGUACGAAGAGGAGGAGAAGGAGAAGAAGGAGGGGGGAAGUGGUGAAGGAGGAGAAAAGAGUGCAGCAGCAGAGGAGGAGGAGGACAAACAGCCCGAGGAGGACUUUCAGUGUGUAGUGUACUUCUGGCAGGGCAGGCAGGCCUCCAACAUGGGCUGGCUCACUUUCACCUUCUCCCUUCAGAAGAAGUUUGAGAGUCUUUUCCCUGGAAAGCUGAAGGUGGUGCGUAUGACCCAGCAGCAGGAGAACCUCAAGUUCCUCUCCCAUUUCAAGAGGAAGUUCAUCAUCCACAAAGGGAAGAGGAAACAGAAGACUGACUCUGCUCAGCCCUCCCUCUACCACAUACGCACCAAUGGCAGCGCACUUUGCACCAGGACAAUCCAAAUUGGAACAGAUUCCAGCAAUCUCAACUCAGAGUUCUGCUUCAUUCUCAAGGUACCGUUUGAGAGCACAGACAAUCAGGGCAUCGUUUACACCUGGGUGGGCAGAGCUGCUGACCCCGACGAAGCCAAACUGGCCGAGGACAUCAUGAACAACAUGUUUGAUGACACGUACAGCAAACAGGUGAUUAAUGAGGGGGAGGAGCCAGAGAACUUCUUCUGGGUGGGGAUUGGUUCUCAGAAGGAGUACGAUGAAGAUGCGGAUUAUAUGAAACAUGCUCGGCUCUUCAGGUGUUCGAAUGAGAAGGGUUAUUUCUCCGUGUCUGAGAAGUGCUCAGACUUCUGUCAGGACGACUUGGCCGAUGAUGACAUCAUGCUGUUGGACAACGGCAAAGAGGUGUACAUGUGGGUCGGUAAUCAGACCAGCCAGGUGGAGAUCAAACUUAGUCUCAAAGCCUGCCAGGUUUACAUCCAGCACAUGCGCUCUAAGGACACUGCACAGCCCAGAAAGCUGCGACUGGUGCGGAAGGGGAAUGAGCCCCACUGCUUCUCGCGCUGCUUCCAUGCCUGGGGAGCUUUCAAAACUACCCUGGCAUAGACAAACCCAUCCAUCAAAUGUAUUCGCUGCCAUGUAAUUUUCUAUCAGUAAGAAGAUGAUGAUGAUGUCUACGCCUAACCCAGCUUUACAUGAGCUCUGAUUAUUCCCCACCCA
This is a messenger RNA of Perca flavescens (yellow perch), 3959 nucleotides long. RefSeq names its product FLII actin remodeling protein (gene flii). The record is from RefSeq and is a predicted model, not a curated record. The transcript is spliced from 31 exons. Gene Ontology annotation, biological process: myofibril assembly; actin filament severing; actin polymerization or depolymerization. Gene Ontology annotation, molecular function: actin filament binding; phosphatidylinositol-4,5-bisphosphate binding. Gene Ontology annotation, cellular component: nucleus; cytoplasm; actin cytoskeleton. The coding region runs from base 39 to 3845 and encodes 1268 amino acids. NCBI's taxonomy places the organism in Eukaryota, Metazoa, Chordata, Actinopteri, Perciformes, Percidae.